AGUUUCUUUUAAAAUAAAACAUGCUUUUGUUUUUAUGCAGUUACAGAGCUCAAUGUGAAACAACAUGUGUUCAUCGCAACUCCAGCAACAUGGAGUGAGGCUCAGAGUUACUGCAGAACGCAUCACACCGACUUGGCAAUGAUUGAGAACGAGGCAGAAAACUCUGCAGUCAAACAGUUAAUUCCAGUUGGAGUCAAUGUUUGGAUCGGGCUGUACCGAGUGCCGUGGAGCUGGUCUGACAAGAGACCCAGCCUCUUCCGACGAUGGGUCUCUCCCGAACCAGACAACUACGGGGGUAUUCAGAACUGUGUCUGCGAGAAUACAGCACAUAUGUGGGGUGAUGAAAAGUGUAGUGCCACCAAAGUCUUCAUUUGUGAACAAGUGGUAAAAACGAGCCCCACUGUGAAAAUGACGAUGACAAGCGACGUGGAUCUGACCGAUCCAGCCGUCAACGCCCAGGUCCUCCAGCAGCUUGGUGCCUUGCUGACGAACCAGGGAUGGACUGAUUUCAAAGUGAAAUGGAAGAUUGUCUCCAAGAAAAACAAAGAAAACUGAAUGCAGCAAAUUAAUUACAUCUGCUGAUUUACAGGCCUUGUGUUUUUACCUUUUGCUCAAUCAGAUUGCAAAUUAUUGUCAUAGAAAGUAAUGGUAUCUUAGGUUUUAAAGGGGACCUAUUACUCAAAACUCACUUUUUGUACGUCUUUAUACUUACAUUUGGGUUUCAACUGCAUCUAAAAACAGAUGAAGUACUUGA
Xiphophorus couchianus (Monterrey platyfish) is the source of this 754-nucleotide messenger RNA. Its product is annotated as perlucin-like. The record is from RefSeq and is a predicted model, not a curated record. Bases 139 to 555 code for a protein of 138 amino acids. The transcript has 3 exons. Lineage: Eukaryota; Metazoa; Chordata; Actinopteri; Cyprinodontiformes; Poeciliidae.